This is a messenger RNA of Gossypium arboreum, 1819 nucleotides long. RefSeq names its product cytochrome P450 CYP736A12-like. Lineage: Eukaryota; Viridiplantae; Streptophyta; Magnoliopsida; Malvales; Malvaceae. Gene Ontology annotation, molecular function: monooxygenase activity; oxidoreductase activity, acting on paired donors, with incorporation or reduction of molecular oxygen; iron ion binding. The record is from RefSeq and is a predicted model, not a curated record. Bases 105 to 1634 code for a protein of 509 amino acids. The transcript is spliced from 2 exons.
UAUAAAACCUUACCAAUCCCACCUCUCAAGCCCCACAACAUAGCAAUAUAAAUCUUACUACAACCCCUCCUCUCAAGUCCCAUCAUCUCUUUUCUGGAGCUAGAAUGGCAUCUUCAAUCUCAACAUAUGCCCUUCUCUUAACCUUCUUCACAACUCUGAUUUCUUUCUUUUUCAUCACCUCGCGGUCAAAACAGAAGUUUAAAAAUGGAAAGAAGCUUCCCCCAGGACCCAGGCCCCUACCAAUUAUCGGCAACCUCCACAUGUUAGGCCAGCUCCCACACCGAAGCCUUAGCAACUUAGCCAAAAAAUAUGGGUCAAUAAUGUCAAUAAGGCUAGGCAAUGUCCCAACAACUGUGGUGUCAUCACCUGAAGCAGCGGAGCUAUUUCUAAAAAUCCACGACGGUGUUUUCGCCAGUAGGCCUAAAAUCCAAUUCUCUGAUUACGUCUCCUACGGUAACAAAGGCUUGGGUUUUGCACCAUACGGGUCGUACUGGCGCACAGUGAGGAAAUGGUGCACCCUGGAACUCCUUAGUUCAUCGAAAGUAGAAUUGUUCGAGCCGAUUAGGAGGAGGGAGGUGGAGUCGUUGGUGGAUCAGAUAAAGAGGGCAGCGGCAAGUGGCCAAGUGGUGGAUCUUAGUGCCAAGGCACUUGAAUUGAUGGAGAAUUUCAUGUAUAGAAUGAUCAUAGGCCGAAGUAAAGAUGAUAAAUUCGACUUGAAACCGCUUAUUCAAGAGAGCCUUAGGUUAACAGGACAUUUCAACAUAUCAGAUUAUGUGCCAUUCCUUGCUCCACUUGAUCUUCAGGGUCUGAUACCGCAAUUUGAGGCAAUAAGAGAGGGUUGUGACAAUUUUUUGGAGGAGAUAAUCGAUGAGCAUCAACAAGAUAAACAUAAAGGGCAAAAAAAACAUCGUGAUUUCAUUGAUGUGAUGCUUUCACAGUUGGAUCAACCUAUGAAUCCAAAUGAUGAAUCACAACUACACAUCAUUGAUCGAACAAAUAUCAAAGCUAUAAUACUCGACAUGAUUUCAGGUGCACUUGACACAUCGACAGUGGCAAUUGAGUGGGCAUUUUCCGAAAUUUUAAAGCACCCACGAGUCAAAACACGUCUCCGAAAAGAGUUAGAAAGUGUUGUUGGGAUGACUAGAAUGGUCGAAGAGGCAGAUUUACCAAAAUUAACCUACUUAGAUAUGGUUUUGAAAGAAAGCUUAAGGUUGCAUCCAGUGACACCACUCCUAAUACCUCGCGAAUCACUGGAGGAUAUUACGAUAAACGAAUAUCAUAUUCCAAAGAAGUCUCGCAUCCUGAUAAAUACAUGGGCAAUUGGUCGAGAUUCUAAUGUGUGGUCUGAUAAUGCCAACGAUUUUUUUCCUGAAAGAUUUGUCAAUAGCAACAUAGAUGUUCGAGGACAUAAUUUUCAACUCAUCCCAUUUGGAGCAGGUCGUAGAAGAUGUCCAGGAAUGCAAAUGGGGUUAACGAAUGUUCGCCUUGUUCUGGCUCAGUUGGUGCACUGCUUUGAAUGGAAGUUACCUGAUGGCAUGUUGCCUAGUGACUUGUGCAUGAGUGAGAAGUUUGGCCUUACGGCCCCAAGGGCCAAACACUUGCUUGCUAUGCCAGUAUAUCGUCUACAAGACUAAUAAAGUGCGUAAUAAUGGGGACAACAUGGCAUCAAACUAUCUUAAAGAAUGUACUUUUUUUUUAUUUAUGUUUUAUAAUCUCAAAAUUACUAUUUUUCCUCGAUGAAUCGGUUUAUUAAUAAUAAAAGAGGAUUUAUGAUGGUUGUUAGAAUUCAAUAAAACAUAAAAUUUUACUAAAAAUAUAA